GCUUCAGUUCCUCUUAGAUCAAAGAAAAGUUCUGAGGUUGCUAAAGCUUUUAGAAAAAUAUAUGGUAAUCGAAAUAAUCCAUUGACAUGGCCAAAGCUUUUACAAUAUGAUGGGGUCAUGAAUUUAUGGAAAUGCAAGCAUGGUCAUAUUUGGGUGGCAUCAUAUCGUAUUAAAUAUGAUAAAACUUGGUGUGCAAAAUGUGGACAGGAUAAAACUAGAUUAAAUAUUUCAGUACCUAAAGAAAUAGCUCAAAAUAGAAAUAGAAAAUAUAUAUCUGACACUUAUAUUAGUAAUCGAAGUCCAUUAAUAUGGGAAUGUGAAAAAUCACAUCAGUGGGUGCAAACAUUAACAAAUAUUAGAAAGGGGUAUUGGUGUCUAUACUGUUCGGGUAAUGCACUACUCUCUCUUGAAAUUGCAAAACAAAUUGUGUUAUCUAGACAUAGACAAUUAAAAAAUAAAGGUCAAUGGUGUCCAACAUGUGCUGGGUAUAAAAAACAAUCAAGGAUAUAUGCAGAUAUGCUAAGUCACAAAAUGAAUGUUUUAAUUUAUAAAUCUUGGUGCCCAUUUUGCCAAAAAUUCAAACGUAAAAAUUUAUGUCGAGAAAUUGUAACAAAAUUAUUAGGCUCAUCAUCAUCUAAAAUAUGCAAGUUUAAUUUUUUAAAAACACGAGAAUAUCCAACUAGAUUAGAACUUGAUAUUCCAUAUUAUGACUUAGGUUUCACGAUCGAAGUGCAGGAAGAACAACACUGGUAUCGAAUCAAAUUCUUUCAUCUAAAACCCGGAGAUUUUGAAAAACAAUUAGAACGAGACUACCUCAAAAGAGAUCUUUGUGAUGAAAAUGACAUAUAUCUCUUUUAUGUGUGGUAUGAUGAUGAAGAUCCAGAAAAGACUAUCCAAGAUGAACUAUGGGUACUAGGACUUAUCAAUUAA
This is a messenger RNA of Racocetra persica, 930 nucleotides long. The record is from the annotation of a GenBank genome assembly. NCBI's taxonomy places the organism in Eukaryota, Fungi, Glomeromycota, Glomeromycetes, Diversisporales, Gigasporaceae.